CAACCUACAACAACCAUUCAAAUUGCAACAACCAUUCAAACUGUCAAUGACUUCGGUCAUGUCUACCGUCUUGACUUUCAAGUCUUGGCGUGAGGUUUGUCGUGCUUCGCUGCCCAUCGAACCUUCUCGUUCUGCUCUCUUGGCUCUAGAUGUUCCUUAUAUUCAUCACAACUUCAAAGACUCGGCUCGUCGUCACUUUCGAUUGUCUGUGGCAUAUCGCUUUGCUGUCCUGCAAGACUUGCGUCGUGAAGCAAGGUUCCAACUGUCAUUAAAGACUAGACCAGCUUUAUCGGAAGCAAUCAGUUUGCACAAGGCUAAACCUAUCUGUAAUACUACUGGCUUUGCUUUUAGUCCUCAUAAGAAACACUCUUGUCCAUCUUUACUAUCCAGACCCUCUCAGGCCUGUUCUGCUGGCAUUCAGAUACCCUACAAAUAUCAACGACCUGGAAGACGAGGUUGGUCCCGCAUUCCUACUAAAACACAUGUUCAUACCAAACCCAUCUCAAACACUGGCUCUGUGUCCAACCUCUUUUCACUCGCUAGUAUACCCAUUCAAGAUCCAUACCCUUGUAUCGCCAAGCAUUCCGAACCUCAAUCCAAUACAUCCUUGCUGUCCUCUGACAUUGAUGCAUCUUCAUCUACCGCGUCGCUCCCUUUUAAACCUACAAACAAUACACUAGCACCAAUUGAUGAAUCUGCUAUUGUUUUAAACAUCUCUACUGAAUCACCUACUCUCUCUAUAUCAACUUACCCACUCAUAGAACCUACUCAAUUGAUUUCUGAACCAACAUCUCAAACUACCACUUUCCUUGUCAAUAAUAUCACGCCAUUCCAAUGCACUCCCACAAAACCUGCUUGUUCCAAAGUUGAUGCUGACUUGCAAUAUCCUUCUCCACCCGUUUCAACUCUGCUCUGCUCUGAUAUUCAACGCUCUCCUUCAAUCCCUAUUCUGAAUUCACCGCAAUACACUGGAAAUACCGACACUUGUUUAUCACUACAAUCUCCCUAUUCUCUAUCAACUUGUUCUACCAUCAGCACCUCGCCUAAACCCAUUCGAAAAAUAUCAAAGUUUGGCCAAAAACGAAUCGAGCGCCAAAAACUAAUGGAAAAAUACCUGCAAGAAGAAGAAGGCAAUGACUUUUAUGAUUUGGCUGAACACAAUGAUAAUCGUCGCAAUGCAUGGUUUAGAGUAAGAAUCUCGGAAAGCAAAAAUGGCCGCAUGGAUGCAUCACUGCUACGCGAGAAUCGUCUUAAAAAAGCUGCCAAGCUUCAACGUCUUGCUCACGAUCAAGCAAUAUAUGCUAGUCGAGGAUUAUACCUUUCUGGAAUGGGAAAUGAAAUUAGAAACUUGGGAAAUAUGCUACACAUCACUGAACGAUACAUCAAAGACCUUGACCAAGACCGAAAUCAAUCCACUCUUCCCGCACCACCUGUACGCACAUACAAACUCCCUGACAAGACAAGACACCAAAUAGCUUUUUUAACUAUUCACGGUGAACCCUCUCCCAAAGAACCAAUUGUUCAAGCUAUUUUUGAAGAGGCUUCAAAAAUGAUGUCUGAAAUCUUUGCAGAACAAAACAUUCUUGUGGAUCUCAAGGAGGGCUGUGCAGAGGAAGAUUUUUCUGCAGAAAUCAUGGCAGAUGUCAACAGCUACGAGGCUCUUGCAUCUGCAGAGUAUAUCUUUAUGCGCAAGUAUAUGUGGAUCGAAAGUGUGGCAGUUAAAAAAGAGUAUCGUGGUUUGGGUUUUGGAAAAAUCAUGAUGGAGCGAAUGUUCCACAUUGCACAAGCACGCAACAAGAAUAUUCUGCUCUAUGCUUUGGAUGACGUUGUUUCUUUUUACCAAUCACUUGGAUUCGUCAUGUCCCCACAAUGUAUGGUUGAUGCUUUGUAG
Molecule: messenger RNA, 1891 nt
Organism: Batrachochytrium dendrobatidis JAM81
Lineage: Eukaryota; Fungi; Chytridiomycota; Chytridiomycetes; Rhizophydiales
Exons: 4
Coding region: 47-1891 (614 amino acids)
Molecular function (GO): N-acetyltransferase activity
Source: RefSeq, a predicted model, not a curated record